UCUAACAUUUUGAAUAAAGCACUCGUACAAUUAAAAAAUACGAUAGGUGGUGGGGGCUUUCAAUUGAACCAGUUGGGCAGAAAUAUUGAACAGAGAUCUGUGCUUACGAAUCGUGUGCUUAUUUCGUUUUUACGUGGAAUUAGCUCUGGUAAAAAAAGUAAAAAAAUGUCCAAAUAUACGAUUGUAAUGGUACGUCAUGGAGAAAGUGAAUGGAAUAAAUUGAAUUUAUUUUGUGGAUGGUAUGAUUCCCAUUUAUCCGAUAAAGGUAAGAUUGAAGCAAUUUCAGCAGGAAAAGCAAUCAGAGACGCAAAAUUCACUUUUGAUAUUGCUCAUACAUCAUUAUUAUCAAGGGCUCAAGAUACUCUUAAAGCAAUUCUUAAAGAAAUAGGACAAGAAAACAUUACUGUUCAAAAGACAUGGCGAUUAAAUGAACGUCAUUAUGGAGGUUUGACUGGUUUAAAUAAAGCUGAAACUGCUGCUAAAUAUGGUGAAGAACAAGUUCAAAUUUGGAGAAGAUCUUUUGAUACACCUCCUCCACCUAUGGAACCAGAUCAUAAAUAUUAUGAAAUAAUAGUAAAUGAUCCUAGAUAUGCAAAUGAUCCAAAACCAGAGGAAUUUCCUAAAUUUGAGUCUCUCAAAUUAACAAUUGAAAGGACAUUACCAUAUUGGAAUAAUACUAUUAUUCCUCAAUUAAAAGAAGGGAAAAGAAUUAUCAUAGCUGCUCAUGGAAAUAGUUUGCGUGGCAUAGUUAAACAUUUAGAUGAAAUGAGUAACGAUGAAAUCAUGAAAUUAAAUUUACCAACUGGUAUUCCAUUUGUUUAUGAAUUAGAUGAAAAUUUCAAGCCUGUUGUAUCUAUGAAAUUCUUAGGCGAUGAAGAAACUGUAAAAGCUGCAAUGGCUGCAGUUGCUGCACAAGCAAAAGUUAAAUAAAAUUAAAGGAAAAUUAAAAAUUCCUAUUAUUAUUAUUGUUUAUUACUAUAAACAAAAGAUGUUUUUCUAGAGAUGUGUUUCAUUAUUAUUGAAAAAUUAUUUUAUUGUUACAAGAUAUAAUAUGUAUGCAGAAGAUAUAAAAGAGAAGAAAAUGAGAAAAUAGUACAUAACUAUUAUAUUUUCAAGCUUCUACAUAUUGUAAUUUAUAUCAUUAAUUAUUCAUUAAUUGUUCAUUAUUUAUAUAAUUAUUUAUGAAAGAUCAUUAUGAAAUAUAAAUUUAAAAUUAUUAAAAUGCA
Apis mellifera (honey bee) is the source of this 1226-nucleotide messenger RNA. RefSeq names its product phosphoglycerate mutase 2. The transcript is spliced from 3 exons. Lineage: Eukaryota; Metazoa; Arthropoda; Insecta; Hymenoptera; Apidae. Gene Ontology annotation, molecular function: intramolecular phosphotransferase activity. Gene Ontology annotation, biological process: glycolytic process. The record is from RefSeq and is a predicted model, not a curated record. Bases 166 to 930 code for a protein of 254 amino acids.